This is a messenger RNA of Petromyzon marinus (sea lamprey), 1087 nucleotides long. NCBI's taxonomy places the organism in Eukaryota, Metazoa, Chordata, Hyperoartia, Petromyzontiformes, Petromyzontidae. The record is from RefSeq and is a predicted model, not a curated record.
GAUGUGAUGGUGGUUGUUGUUGUUGUAGGGGAGUCUGGGCUGGGCAAGUCAACCCUCAUCAACAGUCUGUUCCUCACAGACCUCUACCCAGAGAGAACCAUUCCAUCUGCUGCAGAGAAGAUUUCUCGCACGGUGGAGAUUGAGGCGUCCACGGUGGAGAUUGAGGAGCGUGGGGUGAAGCUGAGGCUCACCGUGGUGGACACGCCGGGCUUCGGAGACCCCAUCAACAGCGCAGACUGUUUCCGCCCCAUCCUGCAGUACAUUGACUCUCAGUACGAGAGAUAUCUCCACGAUGAGAGUGGCCUGAACCGCAGACACAUCCUGGACUACCGAGUUCACUGCUGCUUCUACUUCAUCUCGCCCUUCGGACACGGGUUGAAGCCGCUCGAUGUGGAGUUCAUGCGAGCUCUCAGCUCCAAGGUCAACAUCGUGCCGGUCAUCGCUAAAGCCGACUCGCUCACAGCCAGCGAACGCCUGCGUAUGAAGACUCGGGUGCUGGAGGAGCUGGAGGAGAAUGGCAUCAGGAUUUAUCAGCUGCCUGAUGCUGAAUCCGAUGAGGAUGAAGAUUUCAAAGAGCAGACGAGGAUCCUGAAGGCCAGCGUGCCCUUCUCAGUCGUGGGCUCUAAUCAGCUGAUCGAGGUUCGGGGCCGGCGAGUUCGAGGCCGUCUCUACCCCUGGGGGGUCGUGGAAGUGGAACACCCAGAGCACAACGACUUCCUGAAGCUCCGCACUAUGCUGAUAACUCACAUGCAAGACCUGCAGGAGGUCACUCAGGACCUGCACUAUGAAAACUUCCGCUCCACUCGCCUGAAACAUGCCAGCAGGGGAGGGGGCCAGGAGGUGGGGGAUGACGAGGAGAGGGACAAAAUCCUGCGGGAGAAGGAGGCCGAGCUGAAACGAAUGCAGGAAAUGAUCACGAAGAUGCAGAUCCAGAUGCAGAUGCAGGGCCACCAGGGGGAGUGAGACAUCACUCACUCACUCGCUCACUCAGUCACUCGCUCAGUCACUCGCUCACCACACACUCACUCGCUCACUCAGUCACUCGCUCACUCAGUCACUCGCUCACUCAGUCACUCGCUCACUCAGU